This is a messenger RNA of Plasmodium inui San Antonio 1, 3447 nucleotides long. RefSeq lists its product as hypothetical. Gene Ontology annotation, cellular component: catalytic step 2 spliceosome. Gene Ontology annotation, biological process: mRNA splicing, via spliceosome. Gene Ontology annotation, molecular function: RNA binding; protein binding. The record is from RefSeq and is a predicted model, not a curated record. Bases 1 to 3447 code for a protein of 1148 amino acids. The transcript has a single exon. Lineage: Eukaryota; Apicomplexa; Aconoidasida; Haemosporida; Plasmodiidae.
AUGCCUAAGGGGGAUUCCAGGAAAAAGAGGCAGGGAAGUGAUAGUAGCAGGGAAAAACACAGCAGAACAAAGGGGGCAAAACAGCGGAGAGAAAAAUCCCCAUUUGACUCUAGUGAUGAUGAUGGAAGUAAAGGGGAAAGGACAAGAAGGAAAGGCGUAAGGAGUAGGUCUUCUUCCGAUGAAUCGGAAGAAGCGGAGAGGAAAAUUGCCACAUCACAUAACAAAACUAAAAGAGACAAAAUCAGAAGAAUAAGUCAGAAAAAGAAAUCACCACACCGUUUGGAUGAACAUUACACUAGUAGCAGCGCUGCAUCUUCCCCAAGAAGAGGGAAGUCCAGUUCGGAAGGAAGAAAGAGUGGGAGGAAGAAGGAAAAAAUGGACCACUCCAGGAGUAUGGAGGAAUACAGUAGCGUUGAUUCAGAGGACAAGUCGUCCCAAGGGGUAAGCCCAAGCACCUCCGGUUCGAGCGCUGACUCGGCCUCCGUCAGUCGUGGAAGAGGCCGUAGAGGAAGAAGUCAGGAGAAGCGAAAUGGAAAAAUGGUGAGAGAAAAAAGGGUAGGGAAUCGGCACAAAAGGGUAGAAGCGGAAGAAGUGGAAGAGGCCGAAGAAGCCGAGAGAGGUGUCGAUCCAGAUGAAGGCGAGUCCCAAGCCGGAGGUAUCCGCAAAGACAGCCGCCACAUCAGAGAAACGAUGACUGAGACGAAGAAGGAGAAAAUUAAGGGGAGAAAUAAAUCCAGCAGCGCUUCGUCAGAGGAUUCUGAUGAAUGUGCGCCCCAUGCGAAAAGAGGGAGGCAACUGAGGGAACACGAUAGAGGAGGCAAAAGGGGUAGGCGCGCAAAGGAUAAACACAAAUCAAGUGAUGAGGGACACCAUAGGAAGGAUGUUGAUAAAGGAAAAGUGAAAAACGGGAAUAGGAAAAGGAGGCGACAUCAUAGCAGCCGCAGUAGCGGAAGCAGCAGUAGCGAUGCCGGGGGAAGAUCUGAGGUGAAAAAACGUAUUCGACCUAAUGAGAGGCGAAUCGAUAAGAGAGAAAAUAGGACAAGCGCGUCGGCCAGCUCGGGGGACACCGACGUGGGGCGCAGAAUGACCAAGCGUGGCGAAACUAGUGACUCAAGGAGGAAUAAAAAGAGGGAUGGGAAGGACCACAUGUCUCAUGAGAGAAAGGAAAGACACAACGAUAAGAAGCCCGAAAGGGGAAAAAGAAGAAGGGAUGAUCGGUCGAUAUCAUCCAGCUCGGGAAGCAUACCAAGAAAGGAAAGGCAAGAUUCGUCGCGACGACGCAAAGAACGUGAUGCUUCAUCUGGCUCAGAUGAGUCGCGGGGGAGCUGUCGCUCCGGGGACGGGACAAGCAGCAGCGGAGGCGCCUUGGACAGGAGAAAAAGGAAGAGGGUGAAAGGCACCCGGGCGAGGAGCGGCAGCAGCAGCGAUGGUAAAAGCAAAAGCAGUGAUAGCAGCCGUGGAAGCAGUAGCAGCAGUAGCGAUGGCAGCUCGGUGAGCAUCUCGGUGAGCAGCUCCGAUGAAGGGAGGAAAGGGAAAAAGGGGUCCAAACCAGGUCGUAGGCUGACCCGCCAGGCGGAGAAACCGCGCAGCCUAGACGACACACACGACCCGGAGGUCCCGUUUGACCCCUUCGCGGAGGACCAGAACGGAAACCUUGAAAUUAACGAGGAGCUAAUCGAAUACGCGAAGCAAAAAAUCGCGAAUGUGACGACUGAGGAUAUAGGAAGAGCAGGAGGAGUGUACAUACCGCCCUUCAAGUUGGAGAGGCUGAAGAAGGAAAUAACGAACAAGAACAGCGUCCUCUAUCAGAAGCAAGAAUGGCUCAAAUUAAAAAAAAAAAUUAACAACAUAGUGAAUAAGGUCAAUGUGGAUAACAUAGGAGACGUAUGUUACGAAUUAUUCGAAUGCAAUUUGAUCCGAGGGAAGGGCAUAUUCAGUCGUGCAGUGAUCCAUGCGCAGCUAAGUUCCCCAGCAUUUACUCACGUGUUUGCAGCUUUAUUGUGCAUCGUCAAUUCAAAGUUUCCAACAAUAGGGUUACUCACCAUACAAAGAGUCAUCCUACAUUUUAGAAGGUCUUACAAAAGAAACGAUAAAAUAGUCUGUCUUAAUAGUGUAAAAUUUAUUGCACAUAUGAUUAACCAAAGAGUUCUUCACGAAAUUGUGGGGCUUCAGCUAUGCUCUAUACUUCUACAAAACAUAACGAAUGAUUCCGUACAGGUGUGUACAUACUUUUUAGCAGAGGUUGGACAACUGUAUAUGAAUAUAUGUCGCAAAGGAAUCGAUAUCAUUUUCGAUCGGAUAAAGGACAUUAUACAAGAGGGGAAGAUUAACAUAAAGACGCAAUACGAUAUCGAGAAACUGUGGAAUUAUAGGAAGAAUUAUUUUCGUGAUUUUCCUACCAUCCUUGAAGAUCUAGAUCUCAUUGAUGAAGAGGAGAAAAUCGUACACGAAAUUGACCUUCUGGAUGAGACUUUUGAGAAUCAGGAAGAGCUCAACAUCUUUAGGGAGGUGCCUCACGAGCAGUACGAGGAGGAGAAUAUCGAGUGGGACAAUAUUGCCAAGGAGUUGCUGCACGGAGAUGCCUCUGGCGGGGGAAGAAACAGAAGGGACAAAAGCGAUGGAAGUGCUGGAAGUGGUGGAAGCGACGGAAGAGAUGGAAGCGAUGGAAGAGACAGACACCAAAGAAGCGAUGGAAGUGACCAGAGCAGCACGGACUCGGAAAACGACCAGGGCGGGGCGCCCUCCCACAGUGAUAGCAGCGAUGGAAGUGGCCGUGCUGCUGCUGAUGAUGAUGCCGAUGACGGAGACGACCAGCCCAAAGAAGAAAUAACCGACAUGACAGAGCAAUACCUCAUCAAUCUCCGGAAAAACGUCUACCUAUCCAUCAUGUCCUCCCUUAGCUUCGAAGAAUGUGUCCACAAGUUACUAAAAUUAAACAUAAAAGAAGGAUACGAAAUAGAAAUAUGCAACAUGCUGAUCGACUGCUGCUGCAUGGAGAAGACGUUCCAAAAGUUCUAUGCCCUACAGGCAGAGAGGCUAUGUAAGCUAAAAACUAUUUAUCAGGAAAAUUUCCAAAAAUGCUUCCAGAAUUCGUAUAGUACGGCCCAUAGGUUGGAAACAGCCAAAUUGAGAAACUGUGCAAAGUUAUUUGCCCAUUUACUCUACACAGAUGCUGUUUCAUGGAGCAUUUUCGUCGACAUAAAACUGUCUGAGGAAGACACUACAUCGUCCACUAGAAUUUUCCUCAAAAUUCUGUUGCAGGAGUUGACUAACAAUUUAGGCAUGCAGGCAUUUUAUCACAAAAUUCAUCACCCUGCGAUUUCGCCCUUCAUGAGUGGUUUAUUCCCGGCCGACAAUGCUCAGGACAUUCGCUUUUGCGUGAAUUUUUUCACGGCCAUCGGCUUGGGCGCCCUCACCUCUUCGAUGCGGAAGUUGCUCCAGGGGUGA